CCAGUGAGAGGGACCGGCUCCCUGUGGUUUUGUGCCCUGAAUGAGAGUGACGGAGCACUGCAUGAUGUGUUUGAUGCCUUGCAUGCGGAAGACAUGCAGAGGCAGGGUGCAGUCUGCAUGCUGCUUAAUGAAUGUUUUUCCUUUUCUCUCCCUCCUUGUCAUGUGCUUUCAGAAGACAACAAUGUGGAAGGUCUGGCGCACCUGAUGAUGGGCGACCAAGGUAAAAGUAAAGGAAAAGAAGAAUAUAUUGCCACUUUCAAAGGAUCUGAAUACUUCUGCUACGACUUGUCUCAAAACCCCAUUCAAAGCAGCAGCGAUGAAAUAACUCUGUCCUUUAAAACCCUUCAGAGGAAUGGACUGAUGCUUCACACCGGAAAAUCAGCUGAUUAUGUCAAUCUUGCCCUGAAAAAUGGAGCUGUCUCUCUGGUCAUUAAUUUGGGAUCAGGGGCCUUUGAAGCACUAGUGGAGCCCGUGAAUGGAAAGUUUAAUGAUAAUGCCUGGCAUGAUGUGAAAGUCACCAGGAAUCUGCGUCAGCACUCAGGCAUUGGACACGCUAUGGUGACAAUAUCAGUGGAUGGGAUUCUUACCACAACGGGCUACACACAAGAAGAUUAUACCAUGCUGGGGUCUGAUGACUUUUUCUAUGUUGGAGGCAGUCCCAGCACAGCCGACCUUCCAGGGUCCCCAGUCAGUAACAACUUCAUGGGCUGUCUCAAAGAGGUGGUAUAUAAAAAUAAUGAUGUAAGGCUGGAAUUAUCACGACUUGCCAAACAAGGUGAUCCUAAGAUGAAGAUCCAUGGAGUGGUGGCAUUUAAGUGUGAAAAUGUUGCCACUUUAGACCCAAUCACCUUUGAAACACCAGAGUCUUUCAUCUCUUUGCCUAAAUGGAAUGCAAAGAAGACAGGCUCCAUAUCAUUCGACUUCCGUACCACGGAGCCAAAUGGCCUGAUCCUAUUUAGCCAUGGCAAGCCAAGACAUCAGAAAGAUGCCAAACAUCCACAGAUGAUAAAGGUGGACUUCUUUGCUAUUGAGAUGCUGGAUGGUCACCUCUACCUCCUCCUGGACAUGGGGUCAGGUACCAUAAAAAUAAAAGCCCUGCAGAAGAAAGUCAAUGAUGGAGAAUGGUAUCAUGUGGACUUCCAGAGAGACGGACGGUCAGGUACCAUUUCUGUCAACACACUGCGUACACCCUAUACAGCCCCUGGUGAGAGUGAGAUUCUCGACCUGGAUGAUGAGCUGUACCUGGGAGGCCUGCCAGAAAAUAAGGCUGGCCUCGUCUUCCCCACCGAGGUGUGGACUGCUCUGCUCAACUAUGGCUACGUGGGCUGCAUCCGGGAUCUGUUCAUUGAUGGCCAGAGCAAAGACAUCCGGCAAAUGGCUGAAGUUCAAAGUACUGCUGGAGUGAAGCCCUCCUGUUCCAGGGAAACAGCAAAACCGUGCCUUAGCAAUCCUUGCAAAAAUAAUGGCAUGUGCAGGGAUGGGUGGAACAGAUAUGUCUGUGAUUGUUCUGGAACAGGCUACCUUGGCAGGUCCUGUGAGAGAGAGGCAACAGUGUUGAGCUACGACGGGAGCAUGUUUAUGAAGAUCCAGCUGCCGGUGGUGAUGCACACAGAGGCCGAGGACGUGUCCUUGCGGUUCCGGUCUCAGCGCGCCUAUGGCAUUCUGAUGGCCACCACGUCAAGGGACUCCGCGGACACGCUGCGGCUGGAGCUGGACGCAGGCCGCGUGAAACUGACGGUCAACCUAGGCAAAGGUCCCGAGACCCUUUUUGCUGGCUAUAACCUCAAUGACAAUGAAUGGCACACUGUGCGUGUGGUUCGUCGAGGAAAAAGCUUAAAGUUAACGGUGGACGAUCAACAGGCCAUGACAGGCCAAAUGGCAGGUGACCAUACAAGGCUGGAGUUCCACAACAUAGAGACUGGCAUCAUCACAGAACGUCGAUACCUGUCCUCUGUACCCUCCAACUUCAUCGGGCACCUGCAGAGCCUGACAUUUAAUGGCAUGGCAUACAUCGACUUGUGUAAAAAUGGUGACAUAGAUUACUGUGAGCUCAAUGCCAGAUUUGGCUUCAGGAACAUCAUAGCAGACCCUGUCACCUUCAAGACCAAAUCCAGCUAUGUUGCCUUAGCUACGUUGCAAGCCUAUACUUCUAUGCAUCUUUUUUUCCAGUUCAAGACCACAUCUUUAGAUGGACUAAUUCUCUAUAACAGUGGGGAUGGAAAUGACUUUAUUGUGGUUGAAUUAGUUAAAGGGUACUUACAUUAUGUGUUUGAUUUGGGAAAUGGUGCUAACCUCAUCAAAGGGAGCUCAAACAAACCACUCAACGACAAUCAGUGGCACAAUGUGAUGAUAUCAAGGGACACCAGCAAUCUCCACACCGUAAAAAUCGACACAAAAAUCACAACGCAAAUCACUGCUGGAGCCAGGAACUUAGACCUCAAGAGUGACUUGUACAUAGGAGGAGUGGCUAAAGAAACCUACAAAUCCUUGCCAAAACUGGUCCACGCCAAGGAGGGCUUCCAGGGCUGCCUGGCAUCCGUUGACCUAAAUGGACGCCUCCCGGACCUCAUCUCAGAUGCUCUUUUCUGCAAUGGACAGAUUGAGAGGGGAUGCGAAGGUCCUAGCACAACCUGUCAAGAGGACUCAUGUUCCAAUCAAGGUGUGUGCUUGCAGCAGUGGGAUGGCUUCAGCUGUGACUGCAGCAUGACUUCCUUCAGUGGGCCCCUCUGCAAUGACCCUGGGACAACGUAUAUCUUUAGCAAAGGUGGUGGACAAAUCACAUACAAGUGGCCUCCUAAUGACCGGCCAAGUACACGAGCAGACAGACUGGCUAUAGGGUUCAGCACUGUGCAGAAGGAAGCUGUACUGGUUCGAGUGGACAGUUCGUCAGGCCUGGGUGACUACCUAGAGCUACAUAUACACCAAGGAAAAAUUGGAGUUAAGUUUAAUGUUGGGACAGAUGACAUCGCCAUUGAAGAGUCCAACGCAAUCAUUAAUGAUGGGAAAUACCACGUAGUGCGUUUCACGAGGAGUGGUGGCAAUGCCACAUUACAAGUGGACAGCUGGCCAGUGAUCGAGCGCUACCCAGCAGGAAACAAUGAUAACGAGCGCCUGGCGAUUGCUAGACAGCGAAUUCCAUAUCGACUUGGUCGAGUAGUUGAUGAAUGGCUACUCGACAAAGGGCGUCAGCUCACAAUCUUCAAUAGCCAAGCAACCAUAAUAAUUGGCGGGAAAGAGCAGGGCCAGCCCUUCCAGGGCCAGCUCUCUGGGCUUUACUACAAUGGCUUGAAAGUUCUGAAUAUGGCAGCGGAAAACGAUGCCAACAUCGCCAUAGUGGGAAAUGUGAGACUAGUCGGUGAAGUGCCUUCCUCUAUGACAACCGAGUCGACAGCCACGGCCAUGCAGUCAGAGAUGUCCACGUCAAUCAUGGAGACCACCACAACCCUGGCCACAAGCACCGCAAGAAGAGGAAGGCCCCCCACGAAAGAACCGGUCAGCCAGACCACAGAUGACAUCCUCGUGGCCUCCGCAGAAUGUCCUAGCGAUGACGAGGACAUUGACCCGUGUGAGCCAAGCUCAGGUGGGUUAGCCAACCCAACCCGAGUGGGCGGGAGAGAGCCAUACCCUGGCUCUGCAGAAGUGAUCCGGGAGUCCAGUAGCACCACGGGCAUGGUCGUUGGGAUCGUGGCCGCAGCUGCCCUGUGCAUCCUCAUCCUCCUCUAUGCCAUGUACAAGUACAGGAACCGGGAUGAAGGCUCGUACCACGUGGACGAGAGCCGAAACUACAUCAGUAACUCAGCACAGUCCAACGGGGCUGUGGUAAAGGAGAAGCAACCCAGCAGCGCAAAGAGCGCCAACAAAAACAAGAAAAACAAGGAUAAAGAGUAUUAUGUCUGAUCCCAAGAUCUGAAAAGGACACGUGUAUAGAAAUAGUCUUCAUUUUAUCUGAGACAUAAUAUAAACUUAUUUACUUUCCUUUUU
This is a messenger RNA of Fukomys damarensis (Damara mole-rat), 3981 nucleotides long. RefSeq names its product neurexin 1 (gene Nrxn1). The record is from RefSeq and is a predicted model, not a curated record. The transcript is spliced from 20 exons. Bases 94 to 3897 code for a protein of 1267 amino acids. Lineage: Eukaryota; Metazoa; Chordata; Mammalia; Rodentia; Bathyergidae.